Molecule: messenger RNA, 1239 nt
Organism: Hyaena hyaena (striped hyena)
Lineage: Eukaryota; Metazoa; Chordata; Mammalia; Carnivora; Hyaenidae
Gene: HES6
Product: hes family bHLH transcription factor 6
Exons: 4
Coding region: 1-675 (224 amino acids)
Biological process (GO): anterior/posterior pattern specification; regulation of neurogenesis; regulation of transcription by RNA polymerase II
Cellular component (GO): nucleus
Molecular function (GO): DNA-binding transcription factor activity, RNA polymerase II-specific; RNA polymerase II cis-regulatory region sequence-specific DNA binding; protein dimerization activity
Source: RefSeq, a predicted model, not a curated record
AUGGCUCCGCCCCUGGCGCCCGGCCGGGACCGAGCGGGCCGAGAGAGCGAGGACGCCUGGGAGGCUCGGGGGGACCGCAAGGCCCGGAAGCCCCUGGUGGAGAAGAAGCGGCGCGCGCGGAUCAACGAGAGCCUUCAGGAGCUGCGGCUGCUGCUGGCGGGCGCCGAGGUGCAGGCCAAGCUGGAGAACGCAGAGGUGCUGGAGCUGACGGUGCGGCGCGUGCAGGGCACGCUGCGCGGCCGGGCGCGCGAGCGCAAGCAGCUGCAGGCGGAAGCGAGCGAGCGCUUCGCGGCCGGCUACAUCCAGUGCAUGCACGAGGUGCACACGUUUGUGUCCACGUGCCAGGCCAUCGACGCCACCGUCGCCGCGGAACUCCUCAACCACCUGCUCGAGUCCAUGCCUCUGCGCGAGGGGAGCAGCUUCCGGGAUCUGCUGGGGGACGCCCUGGCCGGGUCUCCGGGAGCCCCUGGGCGAAGCGGCUGGCCCACGGGAGGGGUCCAGGGGUCCCCUCUGCCCAGUCCCCCGGGCCCCGGGGACGACCUGUGCUCCGACCUGGAGGAGGCCCCCGAGGCUGAACUGACCCGAGCGCCUGCUGAAGGGCCAGACUUGGUGCCAGCAGCCCUGGGCGGCCUGACCGCUGCUCGCAUAGCCCAGAGCGUCUGGAGGCCUUGGUGACUAACGCCAGCCCAGCCGGAGGUUUGCAAGGGUGGGUGUGGCCUUCCCUUGCUCUGUUCCCUCCUCCCUGGGGACAGACGUGGUGCCGGCAGGGGCCUGAAUGUCUCCCAGAUCUGCCUGACGUCUUCCUCCAGUGACUGUGUGGCAGGGCAGUCCAGGAAGCCCAGCCCAUUCGGGCCCCUGGCCCUAUUUCUUAAGCGCGUAUCUUUUGUGGGACCCCCACCCCCAGGCCUGGGUCGGGUGGCCGGCGGGAGCUGCGGGCGGGAGGAAGACUCCUAACAGAGCCAUCAGGGUUCUCCAGGACUGCAGGCCGCCCAGCCUUCCCAGGUACAGUGUGCAUCCGGGGGCAGGGGUGCUGAAACCCUUCUGGGUGCUGGGCACUAGUGCUGGGGACAGAGGGAGACCUCGGACCCUGGUGGCCCUGGCCUGAGCAGAAGCUUGAACUCGCCACUCCCUCCAGGACACAGGGGAGGCAGGUGCACUGGGCAGCACUGCCUGUCACCUGCCAGACAGAAGCCGAGCCUCCCUGAAAGUCUUGCAUUUAGCACACUGGGGGGGUGUGUA